Molecule: messenger RNA, 954 nt
Organism: Arachis duranensis
Lineage: Eukaryota; Viridiplantae; Streptophyta; Magnoliopsida; Fabales; Fabaceae
Exons: 1
Coding region: 1-954 (317 amino acids)
Molecular function (GO): protein dimerization activity
Source: RefSeq, a predicted model, not a curated record
AUGUUUGAUGCUACUUGUGAAGUUCUUGAAAAAAACACCGAAGAAGGUAAUUUCUCUACUCGUGGAGAUGCUAGUGCUGCUUAUGAUGCUAUCAUAUCCUUUGAAUUUGUCUUUGUUUUGCAUUUGAUGAGAAAUAUUUUGGAAGUUAGUCAUGAUCUUUGUCAAGCUUUGCAACGAAAAUAUCAAGACAUGUUGAAUGCUUUAACUCUGGUUUCUACUACGAAGACUUUAAUCCAAAAAAUGAGAGAAUCAAGUUGGGAGGCUUUCCUAAAAGAAGUUAUAUUAUUUUGUGAGAAACAUGAAGUUGAAGUUCCUGAUAUGAAUGCAUUGCAUAUUCCUAGAAGAGGCCGAACUCGCAAAAUUGUUGAUCAAAUUUCAGUGGAGUAUCAUUACCGUGUUAAUUUAUUUUUUGCUGUAAUUGAUACACAAUUACAAGAGCUUAAUGGAAUAUUCAAUGAUAAUAUGGUGGAAUUGCUUACUUUAAGUUCAACUUUAGAUCCCAGAGAUAAUUAUAAGUUCUUCAGUGUCAACAAAGUAUGUGAAUUAGUAGAACGGUUUUAUUCAGAUGACUUCAGUGACCAAGAGAAAUUUCACAUUAGAAUGCAAGUUCAACAUUAUGAACUUGAUGUUCCUAAUCAUGUUGAAUUAACUAACUUGUGCACAAUUUCAGAGUUAUGUCAAGGAUUAACGAAGAUAGGAAAGUCUUUAACAUAUCUUUUGAUUGAUCGUUUGAUUCGCUUGGUAUUAACUCUUCCUGUUUCAAUUGCUACAGCUGAGAGAUCUUUUUCAGCUAUAAAUAUUGUGAAGAAUAGACUCAGAAACAAAAUGGAAGAUGAAUUGCUUGCUAAUUGUCUUUUGAUUUACAUUGAGAAGAAGAUUGCUGAAAGAUUUGACACAGAUUCUAUUAUCGAUGAAUUUUAUGAUAUGAAGAAUCGACGUGUACCACUUCGUUAG